AUGUCGCCGCAGUCUAUUUCAGAUGGCUCCUCGGCCCAGUCGCUCCCAGUGCCUCUCUCUCCGCUGGAGCAGGACCUUGAAAAGACAGUUAGCAAAGGGACUCAGGCGUCGAGGCGGAGUCGUCGUUCGGAUCGAAUAGUUACAACAGCCCAAGACUGGGAUGGAGAAGAUGACCCCGGGAACCCGCUCAACUGGCCGCUACCCAAGAAGAUGUAUCACACUCUGAUCCCGGCGCUGCAAUGCUUCACCAUCACGUUCGGAUCUUCCGUCUACAGCCCCAGUGCCCCCGAGGUUGCGCGCCAUUUUGGUAUCAGCACCACAGCUGCCCUUGUCCCUUUAAGCGUCUACGUUCUAGGACUUGGAUUCGGGCCCGUCAUCAGUGCACCACUGUCCGAGACAUACGGCCGCCGCGCAGUAUACUUGUUGUUCUUCCCACCAUCUCUUCUCUUCACCCUCGGUGCAGGGUUUUCCAAGUCUUUCGGCACACUCGUUGUCUGCCGGUUUCUGGCCGCCCUUCUUGGUUCUGGCUGCCUGGCCAUCGGGGCCGGGACCAACUCGGACCUUUUUACACCUCUUCACCGUGCCGUUGCCAGUUCCAUCUUCAUUCUGGCACCAUUCUUCGGUCCUGCCCUGGGACCGGCGCUUGGUGGCUACGUUGCAAUGAAGAAGGGGUGGCGCUGGACACAAUGGCUGAUCCUUUUCUGGGGCGUUCUGACCUACGCGAUCAGCAUCCCGCAGAGAGAAACGUACAAAAAAAUCAUUCUCAAGACACGCGCAAAGAAAUUCGGCCUUCCGCCUCCCCCAAACCCGCUCCCCCCUGGCAUGUCGAAGCUCCACUUCCUGGUUGUGGUCACGAUCCUGAGGCCCGUGAGGAUGCUACUGACCGAGACGAUUGUCGCCUUCUUCAGCAUAUACACUGCCUUCAACUUUAGCGUCUUGUUCGGGUUUUUCGCCGCCUUCCCCAUUGUUUUCCAGUCCCCGUACCCAGAGAUCCAGGUCUACCAUUUCAACACGGGCGAGUCAGGGUUGGUAUUUCUAGGAAUCGGCGUUGGCACGUUUCUGGCGUCUUUGAUCUUCGUCCUGAUCGACCGAUUGAGGUACCGCAGGAAGACACUCCGGAGACGGGCCGCUGGAGACUUCCGUCCUCUGCCUCCCGAAGAACGGCUGUGGGCGGCCAUGCUCGGUUCGAUUCUACUUCCUGUAGGGCUCUUCUGGUUUGCCUGGACGGCCAGGCCAGACGUCCACUGGAUAUCGCCCAUCUUGGCCACCAUCCCGUUCGGUAUGGGCAACAUGCUCGUCUUCUGUUCGUGUAUCUUGUAUCUCAUCGACACCUACGGCCCGUUGAGUGGAGCCAGCGCGGCGGCCGCCAACGGGUUUCUGAGAUACAUUGUGGGCGCGGCCUUUCCCUUGUUCACUGUCCAGAUGUGA
This is a messenger RNA of Capronia epimyces CBS 606.96, 1428 nucleotides long. RefSeq lists its product as uncharacterized. Lineage: Eukaryota; Fungi; Ascomycota; Eurotiomycetes; Chaetothyriales; Herpotrichiellaceae. The coding region runs from base 1 to 1428 and encodes 475 amino acids. Gene Ontology annotation, molecular function: spermine transmembrane transporter activity; spermidine transmembrane transporter activity. The transcript has 3 exons. The record is from RefSeq and is a predicted model, not a curated record. Gene Ontology annotation, biological process: spermine transport; transmembrane transport; spermidine transport.